AUUCUAUCAUCCUUAUCCUUCUUCUUCUUCGUUUUCCUUCUGCACUCUCUCUCUCUCAAUUCACAGUAGUAACAACAACACGGUGUUCAAUUUCCUAUUGCUUCGUCAAUUUCGAUAGCAAGGGUGUAAAUUUCCGUGUCUAUUGAUCGAUUACUUUUUUCUGUGCUGUGCGAGGUGAUCAACAAUGGCGUCGAUAUGCCCGCCGACGUUCCCGUCGCCGCGCACGGAUCCUAUUCAUCGGGAUUUGAACUUUUUUCAAUGGAGAUUCAACUCCUCCACGCUCAGGAAAAAAUUGCAAUCGGGAGUUUCUCUGUCUAGGGUUCCCGAAUCCCCUUUCUGCUGCCGUUGCAACGAUAGGGGAAGUGGCGGCGGGGAUGGCUCCGAUUCAGGCGCUGAGGACGCGUGGCGGUGGGACUUUGGUAUUCAGGAGACUGUUAGAAAUGCGAUUAAGCGUUUUGAUGGUUACUUGAGCUCGUUGAGGGAUCAAAGGGCGGAUGGGACGCUGGUUGUGGCGGAGAAGUGGGGGGAUGGAGAGGAGGAGUGGGAUUGGGAGAGGUGGAGGAAACAUUUCGUCGAGGUUGAUGAGCAGGAGCGCAUUGUGUCGAUUUUGAAGUCUCAGUUAGCUGCUGCAAUUCAAAGGGAGGAUUAUGGAGAGGCUGCUAGGAUAAAGGUGGCAAUUGCAGCUGCUGCUAGGAGCGACACUGUUGGCCGGGUGAUGUCCCAUCUAAAGAAAUCUGUGGAGGAAGAGCGAUAUGGAGAUGCAGCUCUUAUACGUGAUCAUGCAGGGGCUGGUUUGGUUGGAUGGUGGGCUGGAACUUCAGAUGAUACUAAUGAUCCUUAUGGUCGCAUUAUACAUAUAAGCGCUGAGUAUGGAAGAUACAUUGCUAGAAGUUAUAGUCCUAGGCAGUUGGCAACAGCUUCGGUCGGUGCUCCCGUGUUUGAAGUGUACCUAAGAGACAAUAAAGAAGGUGAUUAUAAGCAGCAGGCUGUUUACUUAAAGCGCAAAGGAACUACGGAAGAUGUUUACGUUCCAUCCUUCAAGUCAUCAGGGGGUUCCAGGAGCCUGGACUCUCUUGAUGCAAGAGAUAACAAAAGCAAGCUAUUCGAAAGAAGUUCUGAAGAUACAGAAGAUGGUGAGGAUAGGGAUGAUGAUAUUGGUUUUGAUAAUAUCCUGCAAGACAUGAUUCCUGGUGUGAAAGUCAAGGUUGUGAAAGUAACAGCACCGGAGAAGGUCGACAGGGAUAUAAUAUCUAAGGUGAUCGAACAAAUAAUAGAUGAAGAAGAUGAAGAAAAGGACUAUGACAUAGAAAAUGUGGAUGUUGACACUGAGAUUAAAAGUGAAAAUGAGGAUGAGCACAGUGACACUGAUAUUAAAAAUGAAAAUGAUGAUGAGCACAGUGACACUGAUCUGGAUUCUGGCAGCGAUAUAGCUGACGAAGAUGACCAACAUCAAAUUUCACUUCAGGUCGUUGUUGGUGAUGGUUUUCUCCAGAAAUUGUCUCGUGGUGCCCAUGCUAAAGACUUGCUUCGUGUUCCAGCAAGGCUAGAGAAAAAGGGUCGGAUGACAUUUACAUUUACAGUGGAGGAAGAUGUUAAUGAGCUCCAACCUGGUGGAGAUGGACAGUCUGCAAAAAACAAAAGAUCUAAACUGCCAGGCCAGCGUAGCAUCGACAAUCUUAUGCUUGAUUUCGUUAAAUCCAUUGGCAAAGGGAAGAUUCCCAUGAAGGUUCUUCGAGAUGUAGGUGAACUAAUAAACCUUACACUCAAUCAAGCUCGAAACAGUCAGCCACUCUCUGGGUCCACCACAUUUAGUCGCAUUGAUGUUUCUUCGUCUUCAGAUCCACUAAAUGGUUUAUACAUUGGUGCGCAUGGGCUCUACAGUUCAGAAGUUAUUCAUAUGAGACGGAGAUUUGGCCAGUGGAAUGAGGAUGGGAACACAAAGAAACCUUCGAAAAUUGAAUUUUAUGAGUAUGUUGAAGCUGUUAAAUUAACUGGAGAUGCUUAUGUUCCAGCUGGCCAGGUUGCGUUUCGUGCAAAAGUAGGGAAAAAGUAUCAGCUUCCUCAUAAAGGGAUUAUCCCUGAAGAAUUUGGGGUGAUUGCUCGAUAUAGAGGUCAAGGAAGGUUGGCCGAGUCUGGAUUUCAGAAUCCUCGAUGGGUUGAUGGUGAACUUGUUAUAUUGGAUGGAAAGUAUAUCAAAGGAGGCCCCGUUGUUGGUUUUGUUUACUGGGCUCCUGAAUACCACUUCUUGGUAUUCUUCAAUCGACUCAGGCUGAUGGAUUGAGUACCUGAAACAUGGAAUUUGAGCUGUAACUAAACAGAUAAUUGUAUGACUCACUUUCCUUUCUGGUACUUGUGCAAUUGAGGUGGCAGUUAUGGCCCGAGCCCUCUCUCUUCAUACUCGUGGGAAGUUUGAGAAGACGAGUAAUCAGAACAAAUCCUUGUAGCUGGCCCCUUUCCCGGUUAGCUAUGUGAACCAUUGCGGUAGUCGACUUGACAUUAACCGUGAUUUUUUGAGUUAUAAUGUUUACUGGAUAACAGGCUGAUCUAACUUAUGCCUAGCCUGUCCUCAGAAUGUAUAUAUCACUUGGCUCCAUUAUGUAUAUAUCUAUUGCCAUUUGGUAAACAAGUUCAGCAUCCAAUGUUGCAUGGGAAUAAUAUUGCUUUGGAUUUUCCUAUAGGUUCAUAGUUUCACAGAGCAGUUUUAUUUUGUAAUCUGUGUAAACACAGUUAAUUUAUGUCAUAAUUUUGUUAUGUUCUCAUGUA
Messenger RNA from Salvia hispanica, 2763 nucleotides. The record is from RefSeq and is a predicted model, not a curated record. Lineage: Eukaryota; Viridiplantae; Streptophyta; Magnoliopsida; Lamiales; Lamiaceae.